AUUUAAUUUGUGCAGUUACACAACAGCUUAAAGUCCGAGGAUUUUAUAAUCAAGUUAAAAAAGUGGAUUGCAUAUGAAGAGAUGUCAGAAUUUUAAGGCGAUCUAUUUGACAUACAAAAGGCUAUCAAGCUUUUAGGAAUAUGGCCACCCACGAAAGUGUAUUACUCUGCGAUGUUUGCAAAAACAGACACAUGAAUAAGUCAGCGGAAGAAUAUUGUCCACUAUGUGAAGAGGCUCUGUGUCGAGAAUGUAGAGACCAUCAUAAAGCAUCGAAACUGUUAAAAUCGCAUCAGACCAUCCCGGUAGAAAAAUAUCGAAAAUUACCAUUAUUUAUCCAGGAAAUAAAGCAUAACUGUGAGGAGCAUGACUGCUUUCUUGAAUUUCAUUGCAAAUUUCAUGACGUCCUUUGUUGUAAACUUUGUUUGAUAUCAGGUCAUAAAGAAUGCAAGGAAACUAUUUUUAUUGAGGAUUUUCUUACACCAUCUUCAAGAGAUCGGUCAGCAGCUUUAGAUAACGUUGAAAAAGUUCUGAAAGAUCUCGAAAGUAACAUUUCUACCGCAUUAAAGGACAGAAAUCGAAACUUGACAGAAUUACGUGAACAGAAGCAAGUUAUUUCAAAAAAUAUAAGAGAAAAACGUCAGCAAAUUGAUUUACUUUUAGACCGUUUAGAAGAGGCGAUUCUAGAAAAAGCAUCUACAAUGGAAAAAGUAAACUGUCAAAAAAUAGAAGAAGUGAUUACAAAACUCAAUGAGGAAAAAAAGAUUGUAGACGAAAUUCAAAAAGAUGUUGAAUCUGUAAAACUGUUUGCAUCAAAUCUGCAAAUCUUCAUGGGAACAAAGGCAUUCCUGGUAAGUGUUUCGGCCAAUGAAAAUAAGGUCCAGAAAUUAUAUGAUAUUGGGAGCUUCAACAACGUGACGUUCGAAUUUACGUUCAAUGAAAAGCUAGAAGCGGUUAUAAAAGAAAUAAAUACACUUGGAGAUAUGAAAGUUGAUUUUUCUGAAAAGCAUGUUUCAUUUUCAUGGAAAAGUAAUCAAUCAGCGCAAAUUUAUAAAUCUAUUUCAGAGCCGACAUCGAUUGAAGAAAUAAGCGUCAAGCUAGUACAAAAGAUUAAUAUAGGUCGUAAUACUUUAAGUGGAUGUGCCAUAUCAGAAGCUGGAAACAUGUUAUUUCUGCAAGCUCACAAGAAUAAUCUGCUUACAUAUUGUCCUAACGGUGAAUUACAUUCCGAAUCAUGUAUUUUGAAAGGGCAACCCGGUAUGGGUUAUGAUCUUGCAGUGGUGGAUUCAGAAAUGGUGGCCGUAUCAAGUGGUGGAAAUCCUCCUACAAAAAUUCACUUUAUUGAUAUGAGUAAUUCAAAAUUGCACAAAACGAUUAACUGCCAAGACUGGUGCUAUGGCUUAAGCUAUCACAAUGGGUCAUUUAUUUGUUGCACACAUGACAAUGGCAUUAAACUAUAUGACACGUCUCAAAAACAAAAUAAUAUACGUAUAUUACCCUCUGCACCCAGAGACGUAGAUGAGACAUACGUUACCUCAAAUGAAAAGAGCAUAUUUCAUUCCAACUGGCGUACUAAUUCCGUCGUAUGUUACAAUUACAAUGGACAGGUACAAUGGACAUAUUCUGAUGCAUUGCUUAGAAAACCAUACGGCAUAACUUUAGAUUCAUAUUCCAACAUAUAUGUUGUUGGGUCUGUAUCAAAUAAUGUCGUUGUGAUAUCCAAAGAUGGACAAAAGGCCAAACAGCUCAUUGGAGCUAGUGAUGGAAUUUUUAAUCCUCGUGCCGUAUAUUUCCAUAAAACCAAAAACGUACUUCUUGUUGCUAACUAUGAUGGAGUUGCCUUUCUGUUUGACGUUUAA
Messenger RNA from Mytilus trossulus (common blue mussel), 1856 nucleotides. RefSeq lists its product as uncharacterized. The transcript has 2 exons. Gene Ontology annotation, molecular function: zinc ion binding; ubiquitin protein ligase activity; protein binding. Lineage: Eukaryota; Metazoa; Mollusca; Bivalvia; Mytilida; Mytilidae. The coding region runs from base 141 to 1856 and encodes 571 amino acids. The record is from RefSeq and is a predicted model, not a curated record.